Messenger RNA from Colossoma macropomum (tambaqui), 7489 nucleotides. RefSeq names its product low density lipoprotein receptor-related protein 8, apolipoprotein e receptor (gene lrp8). The transcript has 19 exons. The record is from RefSeq and is a predicted model, not a curated record. Lineage: Eukaryota; Metazoa; Chordata; Actinopteri; Characiformes; Serrasalmidae. The coding region runs from base 91 to 3099 and encodes 1002 amino acids. Gene Ontology annotation, molecular function: protein binding; calcium ion binding.
CGCAGUAGCUCUGUGAGAGGAAAGACGGAGUCUGUCAUUCUUUUUUUUAUAUUUUAUAUGAGCACACGGACAACCCCGUCAUCUUGAAGCAUGUGGACAGGAAGAGGAAAGCUGCUGCUCUUAUAUUUGCUACUGGCGGAGGCUCUUUACGCUAAAGGGACCAAAACGGAUUGCCAGACUGGACAGUUUCAGUGCAAGAACGGCAGGUGUAUUCCUACGCCGUGGCGAUGCGACGACGACGAUGACUGCUCUGACAACAGCGAUGAAGAAAACUGUCCAAAAAAGACAUGUGCCACGACAGACUUUGCCUGUAAGAAUGGACAGUGUGUGCCAGCUCGCUGGAGGUGCGAUGGUGAGCCUGAGUGUGCAGAUGGGUCCGACGAAGCUGACUCUACCUGCAGUCGGCAAACCUGUCCCCCUGAGAAGUUUGACUGUGGCGGCAGUACAAACAAGUGUGUGUCACUCUCCUGGCGCUGUGACGGAGAGACAGAUUGUGAAAAUGGAGCAGAUGAGGAACAGUGUGCUGCUGAUGCCAAGGCCUGUCCAGCUAAGGAAUUCCAGUGUCGGAAUCGGCUGUGUGUGGCACCCACGUUUGUGUGUGAUGGUGAUGAUGAUUGUGGAGACGGCAGCGAUGAGGAGAAGUGCACAGCAUCCACAGCCAGCACCUGCACCCCACACGAGUUCCGCUGCAACGACUCAGAGUGUAUCCCAGUUCUGUGGAGCUGCGAUGGAGACCCUGACUGUGGUGAUAAAUCAGAUGAGUCGCUUGAGCGCUGUAGCCGCAGGACGGAGCCACAGAAACCCCGCUGUCCAGCUGGAGAGUUCCAGUGCGGCAGUGGAGAGUGUGUCCACCUCAACUGGAAAUGUGACGGUGACGCAGAUUGUAAGGACAAGUCAGACGAGACAAACUGUCCUCUGUUGACCUGCAGACCAGAUGAGUUCCAGUGUGGCGAUGGUUCCUGCAUUCAUGGCACUAAGCAGUGUAACCGUGUGCACGACUGCCCUGACUUCAGUGAUGAAGCGGGCUGCAUCAACAAGACUACUAAGUGUGAUGGGCCACUGAAGUUCACGUGUAAGAACGGAGAAUGUAUUGACAGUAACAAGGUCUGUGACAACAUCAAAGACUGCAAGGACUGGUCAGAUGAGCCAAUUAAGGAGUGCGGCCUCAAUGAAUGUGCCAACAACAAUGGUGGCUGUUCUCAUAUAUGCAAGGACCGGCGGAUAGGCUAUGAGUGUGAAUGCCCCUCAGGUUACAAGCUGCUGGAUAAGAAGACUUGUGGAGACAUAGACGAAUGUGAGAACCCAGACGCCUGCAGUCAAAUCUGCAUCAACUACAAAGGCGACUACAAGUGUGAAUGCUAUGAGGGGUACGAGAUGGAUCCGGUUACCAAGACCUGCAAGGCAGUGGGUAAGAGCCCAUACCUGAUGUUCACCAACCGACACGAAAUCCGGCGGAUUGACCUCGUAAGGAGGGAUUAUACCCAGGUGGUGCCCACCUUGAAGAAUGCUGUAGCGCUGGAUGUAGACGUGACCACCAAUAAAAUGUACUGGUGUGACCUCUUUCAUCGCAAGAUCUUCAGUGCAUAUAUCAACAAAGCCAGCAACUCAUCUGAACAGACCACACUUAUUGACACUGCACUACAUUCACCGGAAGGCAUAGCUGUGGAUUGGGUCCAUAAGAACAUCUACUGGACUGAUUCUGGACACAAGACCAUUUCUGUUGCAACUAGUGAUGGCAAGAAGAGAAAAGUGUUGAUUGAUACUGAACUGAGUGAACCACGUGCAAUUGCUGUUGACCCAAGACAAGGAUUUAUGUACUGGUCAGACUGGGGGACACAGGCCAAGAUUGAGAAGGCUGGGAUGAAUGGGGUGGAUCGGCAGGUGCUGGUCUCAGAGAGAAUUGAGUGGCCCAAUGGAAUUACUCUAGAUUUAUCCAGCAGACGUCUGUACUGGGUGGACUCUAAGCUCCAUCUUAUCUCCAGUGUGGAUCUCAAUGGGGACAACCGCAGAGUUCUACUCUCCUCUAUGGACCAUUUGGGUCACCCGUUUGCCCUCACCCUGUUUGAGGACCACGUGUACUGGACGGACCUAGAGGAUGAAGCCAUCUAUAGUGUCAAUCGGUUGACUGGGCACGACGUGGCCAUGCUGGCACAGCACCUCAACAACCCGCUGGAUGUGGUGGUUUUUCAUGAGCUCCGGCAGCCCCAAGCUCCAGACAGCUGUAACAUGGGAAGUCUGCCCAACGGAGGCUGUGAGUACCUGUGCCUCAGAGCUCCUCAGAUCACCGAGCAUUCACCCAAAUACACCUGUGCCUGCCCUGAUGACGCAGAGCUGGGUCCAGACAUGCGCCGCUGUGUCACAGUGGUAAAACCCAAGACUACAACCACUACACCUUCCACUACUACCACAACAAGAGUAACUCCAAACAUCACUUCUGUCUCUACAUCUACCACCACCACAACUACCACCAGUACAACCAGCAGUACUACCACCUCUACGACUCCAACUACAACUGCUGCUGCUGUCACAUCUGCAUCUCACAUCUCACCUCAUAAAACCACGCACAGUACCACAGCUCCAAAUCCGUCUACCCCGCUGUCUUCUACCACCACGCAUUCAUCUCCAACUUCAUCCUCUACUACAAGCAGCACUCAGACCAGCAGCACCCAGACCAGCAGCACCCAGACCAGCACCACGCCACAAUGGCAACAGCAUACCUCCACCCAAAGAACAGCAGACAGCAGCCAGACGACUAGCCCAAGCACAGUCUCCCAGAGUGACGGGGCAAAAGGCGAGAACAGCAACCUCUCGCACCGCGCUGCAAGUGAUCACUUCCUCCUGGGUAACAACAUUACUGUAGCAGUUCUGGGUAUUGUCAUCCCCAUAGUGGUAAUCGGCCUGCUGUGUACCGGAGGCUACCUGGUCUGGCGCAACUGGAGGCGACGCAACACCAAGAGCAUGAACUUCGAUAACCCAGUGUACCGCAAGACCACGGAGGACGAUGACGAUGAUGAGAUCCACAUCGGACGCAGCGAGCAGAUCGGCCACGUCUACCCAGCCCGCGUGGCGCUCAGUAUGGAGGAUGAUGGAUUUCCCUGAGGCCGUUUUCUCCUUCCCUCUAUCCCUCCCUUCUCCCUUCCCUCCCCUCCCUGUGUCCAUCCAUCCUCACGUCUCGGACCCGUGGUCUCCUGGGGAGACUACACCGCUACACAGGGGGGCACACAGAGAGAGCAGAGGACACAGGCGCUCGCUCUCCAUGGCUGAGUGUUACCAGACAAACUGGGUUUGUCUUUUAGUGUCUGUAGAAGCCUGUAGUUGUUCUUUCAGAAUCAGCAGUCAUUACAGACUAACAAUAACCUCUGCUUAUUUUUAGCUUCUUUAUAGCACUACUCUUACUACUGCCUUUACCCAUAGGAACAGUAGUAGUCAAUGCUGCUUAAUAAUGACUAACCUUACAGACAUGUCCUAUUAGAACUCCUGAUGGGGGUUGCUGCAGCGUGCACUGCAGGAAUGGCCUGCUGUGUUUCAUUAAUUAGAUGCUAAUUUUUUAAUUUUUUAUUUUUUGGCUGAUGUAAACAUGCUAAGCCUGUUUGGGGCUGAGCCAUGGAUGCAGAAAUGGGUAUCCUUGUGGGCAUGGCUGUGCCAGAGGCGAAUAACACAGGAAACAGCGGGACACAGCUCAGGGGAGGGGACGGUGGCUAAUCUGCUCUAUUGGCAUGAGAUGUUCAUAAAAUUAACACUGAAUGGGGAUGGAGGGCAUGGAAUUUGCAUACACAAUGUAUGUAAAAUUCUGAUGCAAACAAUUGAGACGGUCUGAAGUGAUAUCUUAUAUGACGAUGAAAUUAUUUGUUUGCUAUUGUGAACAGGACCAAGUAACCAGUAAGUAAGUCCUGAAAGUUAAUGUUUUUUUCUUGCAGCAAUCUUCCAGUACCACAUCAACUGUACUUAGAUGUCUUCCAUACAUAAUGGAUCCAGGCGUAAUCUUUCAUGAUUAUUUAACGUGUCAUAUAAGGAUCUGGAGCAGGAAAGGAAGACAGUUUCCCAUACUGUACGUGUCUUUUUCUUCAGCACACCAGCACUGGGUCUUCCAUGUCCCAGAGCUCGCUACUCCUGAGCUCUUCCCAGCCUAAUCAUCUGCAGGGAUAAAAAGCAUCUCAGUACUCCUGCAUAAGUUUCUGUUACCAGUUUAGUAUAUGAUUUUUAGUUUUACCUCAGUCAUAUGUUAUUGUGCACACAUAAAGGAAUAAGGUUGAUUGUUUGAAAAUCAGCCCUGAAAACAGAGUUGAUUGUGAUGUGAUUUGUUCUAUGACCAAAACUCUGUCACAUCUACUCCUCCUGCCUGUAUUUAGCUGCUGAAGAUGACACUAAAUACCACGUGGUAUGACUUAAUUGUACAAAAGAUUAAUCAUAGAUACUGUUCUCUGACUAUCCUCUCAGCCAUAUGAGCUUCCUGCUCAUAUCCGGGUCUAUCAUGCUGAGCCCAUCCGGUACGGUCCACAAGAUGAAUGAGUGGUCAUUUAUCUCUGUACCAUUUCAUCUUUGGAACACUGCUCAGCUGAUUGGACACCUGUAAGACACAGGUUCAAAUCUGACCUGAUAAAGUAAUGAAGCCCUGAAGUCAAGAGUCAAGCUCGCAUACUGCUGUACAUAUGGAAACUGUUCAAGGUGACCUAAGCAUGUUUGAGACAUGCUGUCACCUUAGUAGAUUGUGCAGCCCUGACAAUAUAAGCCUUGGCUUAAAGAGGAAUUCCACACAAAAGAAGAGAUUUUCUCUUAUUUACCUUGAUGUGCUGAGAGAAAAGCGGUACGAGUUCUGGCAUUCUCACCAGAACAAGACAUUUGCCUGCUCGGAACUGAUAAUAAGACUUCACAAUUGCCAGAUGGUGCAUUUUGAUUAUAUUGGUGUGGCAGAAUUCUCUGCCUUGUGAAGAUUUUUUUUUUGGGCUAGAUUUCUCUCUUAAGCGAUUCGCGAACAGGGUGUGCAAGACUGUUGACUCCUCAUCAUCUGUGUGUGUGUUAUGUGUGCUGUGCUGCACUGCGUGUGGGUGGCCUUGCAUCUGGAGUGCCUGUUUGUUCUUGGCCCCCUCUGCUAUUCUCUCCCGUGACAUGCCUAGUAAAGCAUAGAGCUUGUACAACACCUUCAACAUUUCAAAGAGAACUCCUCCAAUAAGAUACUGCAUGCUUGCUAGUGUAGGAGUCAGCUGGUCAAGGUUCUUUCGGCAUGAAUUGUGGGAGACGUGGGAGAGAGGGGUGGGCGCAUGUGAAGUUCUUUCUCUGAUUGCAAUGGCCAGCAUUUGCUGCUUUAGUGUACAGACUCUGCUGAGCGUGCUGGCAUGUAGCUUUCCAUCUUUGUGGAUGGCAGUGCUGCGAUGAAUUUGAUCUGUCAGGAUGAUCUGAAGCUGGCAGAUGUAUCCUUAUCGCAGUUUGCUUUUGUAGGAAUCCGUCACUGUUCAUCCUCAGUGGUGUUUCACGUGGACCAGUUUCAAAAACGAAUUUUACCGCUGUCAUAUUAAAUUCUCGUCACUCAUAAUUGAACAUGUCAUGACGAAUGAUGGACCAAAAAAAAUUGUCCAAAAUUACAUAUUGAUUUUUGUGGAUGUGCAUGGAAGUUAAGAAAGUCUUUCCUUCUCCUAAAGAUAUGUUCUGUUAUGACAGUGACGUUUAGAAACGGUUUGUUAGUCAAAAAAAAUCUUUUGUAACAUUGCUAAGGUAAUAGACUACAUUUUUUAAUGUUCUAAUGUUAUAGAACUUGUACUUCAGAUACUUCUUUGACACCAGGUCUAAUAAUGUGAACCACAUAGGUCUCGGAUUCUUAAGAAUCUUAGACGAGCAAUACAGGGUAAUAAUACUUGUCUUUCUCCAGACUAGGUCUGGGUAUUUGUGUGUGUUUUGUAUGUGUACAUAAAUAUAUAUGGUUAGUGUUUUCUGCUUUUAGAGAUCAGAGUUCUGCACAAACAUCCUUUUCUAAGUAGCCGUGACUCCAUAACUUCAGGUGCUGCUAUGGAGUUUGCUCAUCUUCAAACACUUUUAAAGGGAUGCUUUGAUGCUUUGAGGACUCUAGCUAUCAAGAUUUUUGGAGACUGUUUGAGUUCUGUAAGUUAGGGAUACGUAGAGACAUGUUAUCAACCAUAAUUUAUUUUGCGGUCUCAAAGUUCUAGAAGAAGCUUUUAGAGUCUGUCAGCUAAAACUCAGCCUCUCUGUAGAUGACUACCAGUGCUUUGUCGACCUUUCUGCAUUCUUACUCUAUGCAUAUCUAAUGGUAAUCCCUGCUGUCCUAUGGUGCAGUGCAGGGUUGCACCGAGCUGCUUCUUCAUCUCUACCCAUCGUGACUAACAUCAGUUUUUAACCAUUUCCAACCUUCUCACCCCACCUACUCAAUCAACUCAUCCUCCUCAUGGCCCCAAAUAGUUAUGUUGUGUUUGAAAGGGCUAGCUUUUCCUCCACAUGGGGGAAAAAAACACACUGGACAAAUGAGCUCUCCUGAAACUGUACAGUACUCCCUCCUCGGUGUGGUGGACUUCGAGAGCAAAGCCCCCCCAAGUGAUUUGACUUGUGAAAGGUAUAUCUGGUGACUUAACUGUAAAGCUUGGUCCUUUUCACCCUGGUGACAUUCCUAUCGGUUCGCUUUGUAAUCUGUGGAUAUUAUGACCUCCAUUUUGAUUUCCCUUGUGAGAUCGUGUACUACUUGAAGAAAUGUCCAAGCAAAUUUUCCUUGUUUUUUUUUUUUUUUUUUUCAUAUGUCGAUGUACAGUAUCAGGAAGCAGAAAGAAGGGGUCUGUUAUUUUCAUUCAAACAAACAUGUCCAUUCCACAACCGUAUCCAAGAUAUUUUCUACACUGUUUGUUGCACAAACUUUUUUGAGAAGCCUUCUGCACUGUGUAAAUGAUUACAUGGGGGGAGGGGGGAUGGAGGGGGGUUGAUGGGAGCUGUCCACCGGGUUUGAAUCAUGAUUUGUAAAUACGUUUUCAUACAGCAAAACUUUUGAUAAUGUUUUGAACAUUUCUUUAAAAGGAUAUGUAUAUUAGCCUCCUGGAGAAGAAGAGUGUAGACCAUAUAUGAAUUUAUUUGUACACGAGAGCACUGGAUUUCUUUACUACUUGAUUGUAACUAAAAAUUAAUCUGCCAAAGUGAUUUAAUUUUUUUUUCCUCUGUGUGUGUUUAAUUUAAUUAGAUUUUUAACAGUAAAUCAUUGCAGAAAUAGGCAUUCAUGUUGUAUUUAAUUCUAUUUAAUAGAUUCUGUUCUUUGUUGAAAGAGAGGAUUAUCAGUUUAAUUUAUUGGUGCCUUGUUUGUGUUUAUGUACUUUAUUUUUUUGUGUUUUUGUGUCUGUGUAGGUUUUUUUUUUUCUUUUGGGGGUGGAUUUUAAUUUAGUGACACUGUACUUACAUGGGAUAUCUGUACUGUAUGCCAAAUGGUCUCACUCACGUUUGUAUGAAAAUGAGCUGUUGAUAAAUAUCUCUAUAUAUUGAUAUAUUAAAUCGAUAAAAAUCA